Penicillium canariense is the source of this 1263-nucleotide messenger RNA. Its product is annotated as queuosine 5'-phosphate N-glycosylase/hydrolase. The coding region runs from base 1 to 1263 and encodes 420 amino acids. Lineage: Eukaryota; Fungi; Ascomycota; Eurotiomycetes; Eurotiales; Aspergillaceae. The transcript has 4 exons. The record is from RefSeq and is a predicted model, not a curated record.
AUGCCGUCAUUGGAGCCAAUUACUCCUAAAAGGAGCGAGCCCUUGGACGCAGGUUCUGACGACGAAGCGGACCCGGAGUUGGUGGAGCUGCUCCGACAGCACUUCGGAUUGGGCGGGAAACAAAACAAGAAUCUCCCACCGGAGACCAAGGUGCUUGAGAGUGCCCAAUACGUGUUCGACAAUGCCAUUGACGUGGCUCUCAGCCCGGCCCAGACGAAGGAAGCUGCCGAGACGAUAUGGCGGCUGAUGCAGAAGAAGGCCUAUUCCACGCAGACCUGGUCGGAGCAUGAGCUCCAUCCGAAGAUCAAGGAUGAGAGCACGGUGGAUUUCAUCUUCACAAUGGACCUCUUGAACUUCAGCUUUUGGUCUGAGGAGAAGGAUCAGUCGAAGCGAUUUUCCAUUGAGUAUAAGGGGAAGCGGUGGACCGGCUACUGGAGCUUGGUCGCUGCUCUCCAGCGGGCUCUCGAUGAAGAUAUUCCGAUUACUACGCCAGACUUCUGGGUUAACGAGGAAGAGUGUACAGAGGAGCUACUCCGGCAUGUCUUCCGCUCUGCCACAGAUGAGGACAUCCCCUUGUUCAAAGAGCGAGUACAGUGCCUGCGCGAGGCUGGCGAUGUCCUUUGCAAUGAAUUCGGUGGCAGUUUUGCCAACUGCAUCGACAGCGUUGACUACUCUGCUGCCGGCCUUGUCAAUCUAGUUGCCGAGAAUUUCGACUGCUUCCGCGACGAGACUGUCUUCCACGGCAGAAGGGUGCGGCUGUACAAGCGUGCCCAGAUCCUCGUUGCGGACCUUUGGGCCUGUUUCAAUGGUGAAGACUUCGGCGAGUUCCACGACAUUGACAAAAUCACCAUGUUUGCAGACUACCGUAUCCCCCAGAUGCUGCACCAACUCGGCUGCAUGCGCUAUUCGCCACCCCUGGAGUCUCACAUCCGCAGCCUGAAACCCAUAGUACCCGGAUCAAACUGGGAGAUCGAGCUUCGCGGUGCCAGUAUCUGGUGUGUGGAGCUGAUCAAGCGGGAAAUCGAGAAACGCCACCCGGAAGUGAAAUUAGCUGGUAAGAAAGGCGUCCGCAAGACCGACGAGAAUAACGAGAGCGACGCCCAGGACGCCCAGGAGCUCGUUGAAAAGGACGAACAUGCAAAGAAGACAUAUGGCAUCAAUGCAAUCUUGAUCGACUUCUUUUUGUACGAUACGAUGAAGGGGUUGGAGGAGGAGAAGAACGAGAGCAUCCCGCAUCAUCGGACUCGGAGCAUUUGGUAUUGA